AUGGCUGAUAAUUAUUACCCAGACAUGAGCUCUCCCCAGAAAGAGGACUCGGAAUAUCCGGACAUCGAUGAAACUGUCCAAUAUCCAUGGCAGCAUGGCCAACCUAUUGAUGAUGGAAAUGCUCUUUCCUCGGUGCUUGAUCCUCGUCUUUUCGGAAAUCAGACACAGCCUCCACAGCCUCUAGAAAGCAUCAAUCAACCCCCAGCAGAAGCUGAAGAUGAGAUAGAAGAAGAGUUCUCCUCGGGCGAGUACAAUCAGCAAUAUCCCCCUGUACCAUAUGUCCCAGGACAACUUGAUGAGGCUGGAUCAGACAACGACUUCGUCAUAUCUGGCGAAGAAGAAACCGACAGCGGCGAUGAUGACGACGAAGCAGCAGAAGCUGAUGACGAUGAUGAGUCUGUUGCCAGGAGACGCCGACGCCGAGGAGGUGGGCGCUUUUCCGGGAGAUACGGUGCUCGCGGUGGAAAGGGCAUCAAGAGAGGACCGCGUAAACCGAUCGAACCCGGUCCAGAGUUCAAACACUUCCAUUCAGAGGCCACAUCUGCCUUCAUUGAUGGCAACUACGAUUAUGCCAUUGAACAGGUUAUGCAAGCCAUCCAAGCUAACCCUGAGAUGUUUGCUGCGCAUUCCCUGCUCUCUGAAAUCUUCCUUGCACAAGGAGAAAACGACAAAGCUUUGGCGGCUCUUUUCAACGGAGCUCAUACCAGGCCGAAGGACCCCGGCGUUUGGGUCAAAGUUGCUAAGCUCAUCUUAGACCGUGUCGGAGAUAAUCGAAAAUCCGCUUUGAAUGAUGUGAUUUACUGUUACAGUCGCAUCCUUGAAGUCAGCCCUGAGAACUACAACAUUCGGUUCCAAAGAGCAGCGAUCUAUCGUGAGUUAGGUCACAACGGCCGAGCUGCAGCAGAGUAUGAAAGGUUACUGAAGGAACGACCACAUAGCGUCAAGGCCCUCCGCCAUCUUGCAGAGACAUACAUUGACUCAGAUGAGAUCCAGAAAGCAGUGGACCAUUACGCAGAUAGCAUUGACCACUUCUUGACUCUUGAUCCUGAAGAGUGCGAUUUCUCCUGGUCCGAUGUUAACAUUUAUGUUGAGCUUUUUGGCUACCUUGACCAGCCUGCGGAAGGACUGAGCUCCUUGAAAAUGCUCGCUCGGUGGCUCCUAGGACGAGUUGAUGAUACUAUAUGGGAAGAUUAUGACGACGAUGACCGCGAAUGGGACGCCGACGAUUCACCUCGACGCAUCAAAACAGACGGUUACGUACCUGGACAAUGGCCCCGAGAAUGUUAUGGACUCGGUCUUCCCCUGGAGCUUCGAGUCAAAUUGGGUGUCUUCCGCCUAAAGAUGGGUGACAAGAACCAGGCUGAAGCAUUACAUCAUUUCGAAUGGCUCAACCCGGAAGACGAUUCCGAAGGGGCUCGGAUCUUUGACUAUGGUGAUCUUUUUAGGGAAGCGGCGGAUGCACUGAAAAAGGCUGGUCUGCUAGAAGAAGCCUUGCGGUACUAUACCCCCAUUCAACAGACUGCAGACCAUGCAGACAUCAGCUUUUUCAUGGCCAUGGGCGAAUGUUGUUUGCAACUUGGCAAAGUGGAAGAUGCCGAAAGCUGCUACCUCCUUGUCGCCGAGCACGAUCCGAAGCACAUGGAGUCGCGAGUCGCUUUGGCGAAGCUAUACGAGAGCCUGGAAAUGAGCGAGCAAGCCUUGAAAUACGUCAAUGAGGCGGUCUUGAUCGGCAGACAGGAGAACAGAUCCAAGCGGAAAAGGAAGGAUACCAGGCUUGAACAGCUUGCCAUCGAAUUCAAGCUGGCUGAAACAGCAGCCCUCCGGCCACUUGCACCCAAACCAACGGCCAAACCAACGGUGCCACUUAUGAACGCUACCCCCUCGGCCCAAGGCAGAAGAGGUGAAGGUACUCGAACCGACGAUAUCCAGUUCCUGUACGAGAAGAUGCUAGAUUUGCAGCCUCACGUCAAAGAGGGUGCAUCGGACGCCAUUGAGGAUUGGCUUGAUAUUGCUGAUGCUCUGUUGCGAGACUUCCGCUCCAACAGGGCUUUCUAUCCAGAGAUCCGCAGCAUCGCUUUUAUGGGAUAUUCUCGUCCACAGCAGCGUAAGGGCGCUAAGUCUAAAGACCGGACAUGGAUGGAUGAGAUGCACGAAAUGGCAGGUCGUCUCCAUGAGAGUCUGGGCGAGGGGACACAUGAACCCCUCCAGGGUGCGAUCCCAACCGACUAUCACGGAAUACCAUUUGAUGAAUGGCUCGAUAUCUUCCUUCAGUACGCUCUGCUCACGGCAGAACAGGGCGAGCCAGAGGAGUCUUAUGAGGCGCUUGAUUCAGCAGCACUUGCAAGCAUCUGGUUGCACUCCAAGCCCAAAUCUCGACUAAUCCAUGUGUGCUGGUUCACUUGUGCACUUCGCGUGGGAGAUGAAGAUACGCUAGCGAAUGAAGCACGCUGGUUCAUCAAGGAAUACCAGUUCGUUACUGACACUUAUCGCCUUUUCUCCAUGCUGAGCCACCUGUCUGGCGACCCUCACCGAUCUCUUUUCCAUUCCUCGCCAAACAUGAAGUUCAUGCUUCGCCAAAUCAAAGCGAUGGACUUUACUCUGCCUAGUGAUAUCCCCAGACCUACCCGACAGUCCAUCUGGAAAGAGCGCGCCACUCUAUCUACGCGCGACGAAGCUGGUGACCCAAUUCCUGCUAUGGAUCUAGACAUCGCCCUUCUAGUACUCUAUGGCCACAUUCUGUACUCCGGAAACAGCUUCUACCCAGCGUUGAACUAUUUCUUCCGAGCAUAUGCACUCGACGACCAAAACCCGGCUGUCCUCUUAUCCAUCGGCCUCUCUUUCAUCCACCACUCCCUCAAACGACAAGCCGAAAACCGGCACUACCUCAUCAUGCAAGGGCUAUCUUUCAUGCACGAAUACCGUCGUGUCCGGGAGAAGCCCGGUAGUCUCUUGGCAGAAAAGCAAGAGAUGGAAUUUAAUUUCGCUCGCGUAUGGCACUCUCUCGGUCUAGCCCAUCUGGCAGUCGAGGGAUACAACAAAGUGCUGAAAUUGGGCGAGCAGAUCCAACAAGAGGCCCAGGGUAACCUGGCAGAGAAUGCCUCAGACAAUAGCGGCGACGUAGUCAUGGGCGAUACCGAUCAACAUGAGACUUUACUCGCGAACCCGCCUUUCGUUGAAGACUUCACACGCGAGGCUGCCUACGCGCUGCAGUGCAUCCAUGUCCUCAGUGGCGAUGCAAAGACAGGAAGGGCUGUCACUGAACAGUGGCUUGUUAUCUGA
Messenger RNA from Penicillium canescens, 3279 nucleotides. RefSeq names its product tetratricopeptide repeat protein. Gene Ontology annotation, molecular function: protein binding. The record is from RefSeq and is a predicted model, not a curated record. Gene Ontology annotation, cellular component: transcription factor TFIIIC complex. Gene Ontology annotation, biological process: transcription by RNA polymerase III. The transcript is spliced from 5 exons. The coding region runs from base 1 to 3279 and encodes 1092 amino acids. NCBI's taxonomy places the organism in Eukaryota, Fungi, Ascomycota, Eurotiomycetes, Eurotiales, Aspergillaceae.